AGAAUGGGGAACCCCUGACGUGGGGGUGCUCCCCUGCACCCACGGGGAGGGGGCAGGAUGCCCCCUGGCGGGCUGUCUUUCCCCUAACUAGAGGAUGGAGAAGCACCUGGCAAACCCGCUCACUGCUGGUCUGAGUUUCCGACAGUGCAGGCGGCGAUUCGAUUCGCAGCAGGACAAGGCAGGAACCCCGUCCUCAUCGGGGAGUGAGAGACCCACCUCCGCUAGGCGAUGCAGGCUUCCCUGGAGAAGCCCGCGGCUGGCGCCCACGCAGGGAAGCAGCGGGCGCCUCUGCAGAGCAGGUUCCUAAAGGGGGGAUGUUUGUAUUCGCCUCAUUCCGCAACCCCGAAGAUCUUGGUACCAACCCCUGGCUGUCACACCUGGCCCGGGGCGCGGGUACCGCAGACCGCUCCGGGUAACGACGACCCGCACCCUGACGGCGCGGGACUGACGAUGCUGACUCACCGUCCCAUCGUCCGGCGCCCCGCACUGCUGCCGCCGCCACCGCCGCCGAUUCAAACACGGCCCGCGCCCCGCCCGGCCCGCGCCGGCCCCGCCCCUGGUGACGCAAAUGUUAGAUCGACCCGCCCCCGACUUGCCCCGCCCGGAUGACGCAAGCCUCGGGAUGCCCCCGCCCCCGACAUA
This is a messenger RNA of Balaenoptera musculus (blue whale), 642 nucleotides long. RefSeq names its product protein EARLY FLOWERING 5-like. NCBI's taxonomy places the organism in Eukaryota, Metazoa, Chordata, Mammalia, Artiodactyla, Balaenopteridae. The record is from RefSeq and is a predicted model, not a curated record. The transcript is spliced from 2 exons. Bases 229 to 609 code for a protein of 126 amino acids.